AUGGAGCCGUACAAGUACGUGUAUGUUGAGAAGGCAGUUAAUAGUAGAGCUCUAGCAAGGAAAGUACUGGAGACACGCAGUGCCUCUGAUGACGACAAAAUCACAGACCUUGAGAGCCAGCUCUCAUCAUCCAAAACUCUUCAGGAGGAGGCAGAUCACAAAUACGAUGAGUCCCAGCGUAAGCUUCAGAUGACAGAGCAACAGCUCGAGGUUGCUGAAGCCAAAAACACAGAAUUGGAAAGCAAAGUAUCAGGGCUUACUGAUGAGAUCACCACCUUGAGGAAUAACUGCAAAUCACUGGAAGCCCAGGAUCGUGAAUCAACAGAGCGGGAGGAGAAAUAUGAAUGUCAAAUCAAGUCAUUGAGGGACAGUUUGGAUGAGACCUCCAACCGUGCUGAGGGAGCUGAAGGCCAAGUCAAGUCUCUACAACAUCAAGUAGAUAAUCUUGAAGGUAAGACGGGUCUCUCUCCUAAUCCCACCUGAAAAUGGCCCUGUCAUAUCGUUCUGUGCAAGCCUUGCGGGUGAGUUAACCCACAAGUCACACGCAAGGUUUGCAUUGAACGGUGUGACAGUACUUUUGUAUUAUCAUUACUAUUAAUUUUUUCUCUAGACAGCACUAUCCUAUACAUAAUAUGCCACAUGUGGCAUUUCUCUAUUUUCCCCCAGAUUUUGUGUCAGUACCUAUGUUUCUCUUUAAUGGUAAUAGAGGCUGCCAUAAUGAUUAGUGAGUGGUUACAAUAAAAGCUGCCAUUCCUAUUGCAGUCAGACUAUUCAUUAAGUAGAGAUCACAGUCCUUUCUUUUUAAAAUCCUGUAUUAUGGCAUCCUCAUUUUAAAGAGAAAUAUUGUACUCAAGGAAACAUGUGGCAAGGGAAACUAGAGAAUACUGCAUACCUAGUUUAUUCCUAUUUCACUUUCAUUGACAUAGGUUUCCAAUUGUAUGAAAGCUGUAUGAUUAACGUCAAGAAAUUCAUUUGAAAUUCUUAGCUCUUUGUCUUCUGACACUUUGAUUUACCUUUCUUAUCUGAGAAGAGAAAUAAUUGGGAUGACUGGAGUUAGUUCUGUCAAAACCCUUUUAAAAUGAUAAAAAUUAAUUUUUGAAUGUCCAAUAAAUAUGCAUAGGGAUAGAUGGUCAAAUUGCUAUAGGGAAUAGUGCUGUCUAUUUCAGUUACCAGCAAUGGUAAUCUAAGGUGAAUAAGUGAUCUUUUUAUAAUAGACUUACAAAUUUAAUUCUAUUUUAUUUUAUUCUCAGCAUAUAAAACUGUUGGCCAUUGUAGGAAGGCACAAAUUAAAGCUCAAAUGAAAUCAGUAUAAAGCAGGAUAUUAUCGAUACAAUGUUCAGUAUGCAUUAGAACAAGAUCGAAGGGACUUUGUAGGUCAAAUUAUAUGGAAGCUUAGAAGAUAUAUGCACAAAAACCAGAUACCACAGAGAUUUAAGUGAAUUGCUUAUUGGUAUUUACAUGCAAAUUACAAACUUUCUCUCCCCAAUAAAUGAUCAAGACACUAAGUGAAUUCAAGCAUCUCAUUCUAAUACAUAAUUUAACCAUGAGAUACUGAGUGGAAGAAGCAUGUUCUGUUCCUUCAAUUUGCACUAACAUGCAUGAAAGUUAAAGCCGAAAGAGACUUUAAUCUCACAUUAUUCUCUCAUUUUCAAAUGCCUUGUAUUUCUGAAUAUAUAAUGGCGAUUCCAAGUCAAAGUGGUCAUUUUCCAAAAUCUUAUAUUGGCUUUAUUGCAAAUUUGGAUCAAUUUUUUAAAAAUUAAAACUCAUGUGGAAUUUCAUAAAUACAAAGGGGGGUCAAAUUAGCCUAUUAAAUCUGUCUUACGCAUCUCCUAAUAGGAGAAACCGCGCCACACAAAAAAUGUAUGUAUGGGACUACACACACAUAUAUAUAUUUGUAAACUUAAUUUCAAUGUAACAGACAACUAUUGAUUGCUUUCUAAAAAUUCUAGUUGGAUAAUCUGAGGGUCAUCAUUUUACAUCGUAUGAAAAGAAAAUAUGCAAAUAGAAAGUUGCGGGAAGGGUUAAAAAAAUGUCAAAUUUGUAGUGCUGGACAAAAUGUUUAAAUGCAACUGACUAGAGUUUAUCUAUCUACAAAAAAAAUUCAAAGAUGCUUACCAUAUUAAAAUGUUUUAUUUGAGACUUCCACAUGUAAGUAAUGUUCUACAGGUAAUGAUAUUGGUAAAAGCGUUUUUAUUUAAAAGAACUAUCAAAAAGUAAUCAGACACUUUUCUCCAUAUAAAAAUUAAACACACUUAACAAAUUUCCCAAAAUUGAAACUAUUUCAUUAUUUAGCUCUUGAGCAAUCUAAUGAAAAAAAUUGUUUUGAUGGUCUGAUUUUGAUAAGUUUGUUAAUAAAAUUAUGACAAGAAAGAACUAGCAAAUGUAAUAGUAAAACAAUACUGAUUUUACUUAUUACACUAAGUAGAAAUGGGAUUGGAUAAAAAAAAAUGGGUGAGGUUCUUUCAUUUUACCACUUACAUACAGUAUUGAAAAAAACUAUAUCCACAAGUGUUGUAAAAUAUAUACUAUACUGUCUCUACAUCUGGUCUUGUGACACAAUUGUACACGUAUGUGACAUAAAGAUAGCAUUCUAUCUCUCAAAAGCUGUGACAAAGUAAACUGCAUCACUCAACAAAAUAUAUUUUUAAUAGCCUAUACUUGCACAUGACAUUGGGACAGAGAGAGAAACAAAGAGGCACCUCCUUCAAUCCGUCCAUAGUAGCACUUGAAAUCAAAUUUCUCAUAAUCUGAUCAUGUGAUUGAAAUGGAAACAAAUCAGUGUACCAUCUUGUUAGAAUCAGAAGGGAAUUAGCUGGAUAUUAAACUGCUAUUAGCGUUGUGUCCUUCUUGCAUAUUCUUUUGAAGUAAAAUUAAUUGAAGUAUCGGUCUGGAUCUUAAGUGAUUAGAAUCAUAGUCAUUCACUCAUUUGCUAUGAUACGAUUACAUAUUCAGAAUCCAUUUCAUCUACGGUAAUUUGCUUUUUGAAAUCAUUGUAUCUUAUAAACUGUACAUUCAGUACAAGUUGAGCUAGUUUUCACUUGGAUUUAGGUUUUUUUUUUCAGGUCUGUCAGAUUAAUCACAUACAUAUAUUGAAAACGUUUAGUAAAC
Lytechinus pictus (painted urchin) is the source of this 3108-nucleotide messenger RNA. Its product is annotated as tropomyosin-like. The record is from RefSeq and is a predicted model, not a curated record. Gene Ontology annotation, cellular component: actin filament. Gene Ontology annotation, biological process: actin filament organization; muscle contraction. Bases 1 to 483 code for a protein of 160 amino acids. The transcript has 6 exons. NCBI's taxonomy places the organism in Eukaryota, Metazoa, Echinodermata, Echinoidea, Temnopleuroida, Toxopneustidae. Gene Ontology annotation, molecular function: actin filament binding.